AUGGGCCGCUCCAAUCACCUCUUUAAUCUCGAGAGUUUUUCCUCAAUACACAAAUACGGCAGUCAGGAAGGGACCUGUUUGUCUGCACCAGACCCCCACCCCACCAGAACCCCUUCAAUGUAUCGCCUCUCUACAAAACACUUUGAAAUUCUGCCCUUCACCUUGGCUUACUCCAAAGCUAAUCCGAGCAUACCCACACUGGGCCCGACCGCCGACUCCUUUCCGCAGGGAAGCAUCAGGAUGACUCUGGAGAACGCCGAUCUGUGGAAGUCCUUUCACAGCAACGGGACAGAGAUGAUUAUCACGAAACACGGCAGGAGGAUGUUUCCGCAUUGCAGCGUCAGCGUGACAGGCCUGCAGCCGUUUGCCAAGUAUGCCGUCUUGAUGGACAUGAUUCCCGUAGAUAGCUUCAAAUACAAGUGGAAAAAGGAGCAGUGGGAGGUGGCGGGGAAGGCGGAACCUCAGCCUCCGUGCAGGUCCUACAUGCACCCCGACUCCCCCGCGCCAGGAGGUCACUGGAUGAAGCAGUCGUUGUCCUUUCUCAAGAUGAAGCUCACCAACAACACCCUAGACCAACACGGACACAUCAUCCUGCACUCCAUGCAUCGCUACUACCCGAGGUUUCACGUCAUUCGGGCAGACAGCCCCUACACGGUCCGACGGGCGCCCUUCCAGUCCUUCUCCUUCCCGGAGAUGACCUUCAUUGCAGUCACCGCCUACCAGAACCCAAAGAUCACCAAGUUAAAGAUCGACCACAACCCUUUCGCCAAAGGAUUCCGAGAGGGAGGCACUCGCCUUCAGAGGGCGCCCUCUUCCACUCAGUCAGAGAAGGCAGGGAAGAUUCAGGGUGCAAGAGCCGAGUCCAUAAAGGGGGGUCCACCUCCCGGCUGGAGUCAGGACCACUCAGAGAGUCUACACGCGGAGCCGCUGGAGCUGCAUGAGUACGAGUACAGCUGUGAGGAGCAGAUGGUGCCCGCCUCGGUGGCCUAUCAGCCCUACAGGUCCGAUUUAAGGGCUUUGGAAUGUUCCAGAAUUGGGCUCCCCUCCAACGACGUGGAUGUAGCCCACCCCCUCGCCGUGGCAGAACAUGGCACCCAACAACAUGGCUACCACCACCCCACCUACCACCACAGCAACGCGGCCGACUGGAGCCAGUAUCCGCUCUUCUCCUACUCUUGCUGGUGA
Phycodurus eques (leafy seadragon) is the source of this 1185-nucleotide messenger RNA. RefSeq names its product T-box-containing protein TBX6L-like. Lineage: Eukaryota; Metazoa; Chordata; Actinopteri; Syngnathiformes; Syngnathidae. The coding region runs from base 1 to 1185 and encodes 394 amino acids. Gene Ontology annotation, cellular component: nucleus. The transcript is spliced from 8 exons. The record is from RefSeq and is a predicted model, not a curated record. Gene Ontology annotation, biological process: heart morphogenesis; regulation of transcription by RNA polymerase II; positive regulation of DNA-templated transcription. Gene Ontology annotation, molecular function: DNA-binding transcription factor activity, RNA polymerase II-specific; RNA polymerase II cis-regulatory region sequence-specific DNA binding.